UAAAAAUAAAUAAAAAUAAAAUUGAAAAAAUCGAAAAAGAUCUCCCUUCCAUUUCCCACUUUCCUCUUCCUUCCUCCCAUCUCUCAUUCCCCCCCUCUCUCUCUUCAAUCACUCCCUCAACCAUGGUUCCCAUCGUCCUCACCCAACUCGCCACCGGCCUCAGCGUCCUCGCCGGCGCCGUCCUCGUCAAGUCCGUCAUGGACCACAAGCCCAUGGCCGGCUCCUUCCCCCGCUGCCCUUCCUGCAACGGCACCGGCCGCGUCCCCUGCCUCUGCUCCCGCUGGUCCGACGGCGACAUCGGCUGCCGUACCUGCUCUGGCUCUGGCCGUAUGUUCUGCAGCAGCUGUGGCGGCUCCGGCACUGGCCGCCCUAUCCCCGCUCAAAUCUCCGUCCGCCGAUCCAAUUAUCCUUCAUCUUCUUCCUGAUUCGCGUUCUCACUACUCUAAUAUUUCCUUAUCUCCAUCAUUAAUUAAUAGGGCACAAAAAAGGGGAAAAAAAAAAAAAAAACUCUGUAAUUGGGAGUUCUUGAAAUUGAGGCGUUUCACUCAAUUCAGAUUCGUAUAGAAAUCGAUACUUCUCUUUAUACUAAUUUUUAUAAUUCUUUGUUUA
Molecule: messenger RNA, 609 nt
Organism: Benincasa hispida (wax gourd)
Lineage: Eukaryota; Viridiplantae; Streptophyta; Magnoliopsida; Cucurbitales; Cucurbitaceae
Product: chaperone protein dnaJ-like protein
Source: RefSeq, a predicted model, not a curated record